Molecule: messenger RNA, 1497 nt
Organism: Debaryomyces fabryi
Lineage: Eukaryota; Fungi; Ascomycota; Pichiomycetes; Serinales; Debaryomycetaceae
Exons: 1
Coding region: 1-1497 (498 amino acids)
Source: RefSeq, a predicted model, not a curated record
AUGCUGUCAGUGACGUUUAAUAUUAGUUUUAACAACACAAGCAAGAAAGUGGCAUGUGGAAAAUCACAAUCUGUUAAUCAAUUGGUUCAAACAGCAUUGGAAAAAUUCAAAGUAACUGGACAACAUGGAGAAUUGUUCCAUAAUGGUAAAAGGGUAGACAGUUCAUUGCCUAUAAGGCUAACCAACUUGGUUAACAACUCGAAGUUAGUGCUUGUUGUUAGUGACGAAUCGAAAGAGAAGAUAGUGAAUAUUAAGUUGGCUAUCAAUGCUAAAAACGAAAUCAAAUCAUACAUUUUGAAAACGAGUAAUACGAGGUCGUUGAGGGAGAUACUUGAGGAGUUUGAAAAGAAUAAUGGUUGCGACAUAACGGGCGGGGAAGAAUUUGAAUUGACUGUAUUAAACAGCAAGAUUGGUGGUAAUAGCGAGGAGAUGAAUUCCAGCUUGAAGUCGAUCAUAGGAAGCGAUGUUUCGAGUUUGGUGAUGAGGUUGGCGUAUUUACAGGCGAACAGCAAUGCAGAAGAACAACAGAAAAUAAAUGAAAUACAGAUGCAAAGAAUGAGGGAAUACCAGAGACAAGAGAGAGAAAAAAAGGAAAUAGAACAAAGGUCCCGGGAAGAGGCUGCAAGACAGACAUCGCAGCAGCAGCAACACCACGAACACCACGAACACCACGAAGUGCAAAGUACAGACAAUGUUGAAAAUCAUAAAGCAUCAGAAGCCUCGAACAACUCAUUCAAAAGACAAUUGGAUCGUUCAGAAGCUGCACAAACCAGCACAAGUGAAACAGCUACUACAGAUGAUACGACCACACCAGAAGGUUCAGACCAGGCAUCUCCAGCACCGGUUGAGCAAAAAGACACUUUAUACAUCCCAUCGCAGUUCUCCACAUACGAAAACCCCGAUGAUGACUAUGAAAUGACGGUAGACCAGGCCCAGAAGUACCAUAAAAUGAUCAUAAACUCAUCUAAGAAACCUGCAGCACCUAAACCCAAAUCAAAGCCAUCGAAGUACUCUAUUCGGAUCAAAUUUCCCGAUAGACUCAUGCUACAGCUCGAAAUGAGCGACCCAACGGCAAAAUUGGGCCACCUCCUCAAGAAAAUCGACGAGUACUUGGUACCUGAAUUCCAGAAUAACUACAACCUUAAGAUCGGGUACCCUCCUUUCUCCAAAAUUCCUAUAUCACUCACCCACAACAACACUUCCCUCGAAGACUCCCCCUUCUUCCAAGACGAAAAGAUCGUCUUAAUCUGGGAAUCCCUCACUACCCAUGCAAAGGGCCCCUACAUCGUUGAAAACGACUUUGCACGCGAGAAUAUAAAACGCAUCAACGAACUUCCAGAGAUAAAAUUAGAGACCAAUAGAAGUAACCUACCUGCAGACCCAUCACCUCGUUCUGCCGUUCCUUCGGUGCCCUCCUCUGGCAUUUCCCAGAAUGCCGAGAAAUCAAGCGUCAAUACUUCGAAGAAAGUUCCAAAAUGGUUCAAACCUACCAAAUAG